UUACAGAUGCAUGAAGGAGGAUAUGAUCAAAAAAUGAACGAAACAGUUAGUGUGGUGACAGCAAAGACCACUGAAAUUGGGCAGAAGACAUGGGGAAUCAUGAAAGGGGUCAUGGCAAUGGCUUCACAGAAGGUCGAGGAAUUCACAAAGGAAGGGAGCAACUGGAAAGCUGAUGAUAGACAGCAGACUAAUGGCCUGAAGAAUGCCUAUUAUCAUGACUUUGGAGGGAAGGGCAGUGGUGGCUUGCCCAACGAACAUUCAAGGGGACAAUACAAUUCUACGAGCACGUGGGAUGACUGGGACGAGAAGGAUAGGAAAGGCGGGCCUGGGAAGAGUCGUCAAAAUGGCGAUGAUUGGGCUGGGUGGGACGAUGUGAAGGAUGAGGACUCUGACGAAGAUGAUAAGCACCGCCACAGCUCGUCGGGAAAGGGCGUUAAAUCUGGUUCUCGGUGGAGUGAUGGUGGUUUCCAUUAGUACUCUUUGCUUCUCUUUCCAGGCUUUUUUGUUUCUUAAUAUAAAGAUCUGUGAGAAAAGGAUUGGGGACCUCUAGACCAAUAAAUAUUAUUGUAUAUGAAACUUGGUCUUGUAUUUUGUUUCCUGAUUCCUUGACCCCCUUGUUUUUAAUGUUUUGAUACCUGAACGUGUCCGUGCUGAAAGGCUAGUUGGUGCUUAAUAUUUAUGAUGAUAAAAUUGUAAUUUUGGAUUUUUUGAAUUUGACAUGUGUGGGUUACCGUUUGCUUA
This is a messenger RNA of Phalaenopsis equestris, 741 nucleotides long. Its product is annotated as probable ADP-ribosylation factor GTPase-activating protein AGD6. Gene Ontology annotation, biological process: vesicle-mediated transport. Bases 7 to 474 code for a protein of 155 amino acids. The record is from RefSeq and is a predicted model, not a curated record. NCBI's taxonomy places the organism in Eukaryota, Viridiplantae, Streptophyta, Magnoliopsida, Asparagales, Orchidaceae. The transcript has a single exon. Gene Ontology annotation, molecular function: GTPase activator activity.